ACACCUAUGUUGCGAACAGAUGUGGCAGACGAGCAAAAUCAUUUCAAACAUUCAUCGCUCAAUUCUCUGACUCUUGACCGGACUAGAUGAGUUGCAGAGCCGCUGCGAGCGUCUUUUUUAUCCUUUCUUGUCGAGCCGACUCCCCCUACCUCCUCCUCCGCUUGCAGAACUGUAUAAAGAACAAAACUCGGGCUGGUGAGGGGGGUUGAUCCGCCGAAGCUGAAAUCGAGAGGCGAACCCAGGAAAGAGGAGUAUUUUGUACACGGGACUUUCCCCCCCUUCGUCCCUAAAAAGGAGGGGGAAAUGUCAUAUUUUUAAAAGCGAUAUUUUUUAAAUUCGAGGAUUACAAAUAGGCUUAGGCGCCUAUCUCCGAGGAUAUAUAUUUUAAUUCGUUAAAAAAUAUGGCCGAGAAGGUUCUGGAGUCUGGCCCGCCUUCAGCCAAGAGGCCUAAACGAUCCUCCCCGGCGCUAUCUGCUUCGGCCAGCGAUGGAAACGAUUUUGGCUCGCUUUUUGACCUGGAGCAUGACCUUCCAGAUGAGCUGAUAAGUUCCUCUGAGCUGAGUCUAGCAAAUGGAGGGGACCUCGGCCAGUUGCAUGGCAAUUUGGGCGGUGGGGGCGGUGCCAUUGGAGGAAUUGUGUCCAGUGGCCAGGAUGCAGCGGCCAAACACAAGCAGCUCUCAGAACUCCUCCGGCAUGGAUCUGCAUCUGCAGCACAGCAGCAGGGUGCGAUGGGUAGCCCAGCAGGAGCCUCAAUGGGGGUAUUUGGGAGUAUGAAGGCUUCUCCAGGUACUCAGGGCAUGGGCCCGCAAGGACAGCAGCAUCUUUCCCCGCAGCAGGCCAUGCUUAUGCAACAACAGCAGAUGGCAGGGAUGGUGGGCAACAUGAACAGGAAUAUGCCCGGACUUCAGAAAGGCAACGGACAGCAACAGCCAGGAGGACCCAUGCCUCAGCAGCAAAACAUGCUGGGAGCGCAGAUGUUGAAUGGAUCGCCCAGAAUAGGACAUCACAACCCAGGCAUGGGCAGCAGCAGUAACUUGUUAGCAGAGGCUCUUCAACAGCAGCAGACAGUAGGAGGUCAGGGUGGACUGAGGGCACAGCAGCCUGGAGCAAUGAACAAGAUGGGGAUGAAUGCAGGUUCAGGCCCCUAUGGAGGUCCGUAUGGUCAGCCUGCCAGUCAGGGUCUGGGUGUUGCAGGGCUGGCCUCUCAGCUCCAGAACAAACCAGGUCUCCCCAACAGUCCGGCCCAGUUUAACCUCGACAAGAAGCCUGUGCAGGGCUUACCUGGCAUGCAGGCUUCCCAGCCUUCCCCAGCAGGUGUUGCCGGAGGCGCAGGAGUAGCCGGCAUGGUGCCUAACGCCCAAGGAGCUCUCGGGCCCGGAUCCGCUCCAUCAGCCAUGUCUGCAACAGCGGUGGGAGGAGUUCCUCCAGCAGCCGACCCAGAAAAGCGCAAACUCAUACAGCAGCAGCUGGUGCUUUUGCUCCAUGCCCACAAGUGCCAGCGGAGGGAGCAGGCCAAUGGGGAAGUACGGCAGUGUAGCCUGCCCCAUUGUCGCACCAUGAAGAACGUCCUCAACCACAUGACGCACUGCCAGGCUGGCAAAUCUUGCCAAGUGGCGCACUGUGCCUCAUCCAGACAGAUCAUCUCUCACUGGAAGAACUGCACGCGGCAUGACUGUCCUGUAUGUCUACCACUGAAAAACGCAGGGGACAAGAGGAAUCAACAGAGUGAGUCUCUCCUAGGUACUGGGGGUGUGGGAUUGAGUUCUUCUUUGGGUAAUGUAACUGGUGGUCCACCCAGUGCCCCCCAUCUCAGUACCCCAGGGCAGAUAGACCCCAGCUCCAUCGAGAGGGCUUAUGCAGCACUGGGCCUUACAUACCAGGGAAAUCAGGCUUCCCCUCAGCCUGUCCAACAAACACAACGGGCAAUAAACACAAUGGGAGCAAAUUCCAUGGGAGUAAAUGGAGCACUGGGUGGUCAGUCUCAGAAUCAGCAAGCUAGCCUUCUCCAGGAUACAAUGUUGCAUCUGAACAUGAGCGUGCAGAGUCUGAUGAAUGACAAUGCUGUGGGCGGAGUGGGGUCUAUGCCUGUGGCCAACCCAGCUGCCAGUGGUGUUAUGAGGAAGAGCUGGCACGAGGACAUCACCCAGGAUCUACGCAGCCACCUGGUGCACAAACUAGUCCAGGCCAUUUUUCCCACUCCAGACCCAGCUGCACUGAAGGACCGGCGGAUGGAGAAUCUAGUGGCCUAUGCGCGUAAAGUUGAGGGGGAUAUGUAUGAGUCCGCUAACAGCAGGGCGGAGUAUUAUCACCUGCUGGCAGAGAAGAUUUAUAAGAUCCAGAAGGAACUGGAAGAGAAGCGAAGGACACGGUUACAGAAGCAGGGCAUGAUGCCUACUCAGCCUGGUAUGCCCCCCACUGGGAUUGGUCAGACAGGGCCACCCACAGGAUUGCCUCCUAAUGGCCCUCUCUCGGAUCCUUCAGUGGUGCGGCCUACUGGUCCAAACCAGAUGAUGAACAGGAUGCAGAAUGCUGCUGGCAUGAAUCCCUUUGGGGACCACAUUGGAAUGCAGUCCAUGGGCCAGAGAUCUACACCUCCUCUUCCACUCAGCACACCUCUUAACCAGGGAAGCAUGGGCAGUGUGAGGAUGCCACAGCCAAAUGUUGCACAGAUGCAAAAUCAGUACAUGCAAACUGGACAGUUUCAAGGUUCAAAUCCUGCUCUUGGUGCUGGAUCUGUUGACAUGGCACACCCAGGAAAUGACAGCACUGUUACUGAACAGGGGCAAAUGCCUUCUUUAUCAUCUUUACCAAUCGGCAGUCCUUUAGCCCAGCCUGGGUCUGCUGGAGGGGCAGGCAGCGGGUCUUCAGUGGGCUCUCUGGGUCCCAACAGCAUGAGUGGGGUCCCUCCAUCGUCCACCCCAACACAGUCCAUCAACCACUGCCCACUCUUCCACCAGAAUUCUCCUUCCCCAGCUCAUAGCCGCACACCCACGCCCACGCCGGGCUCCCAGACACCCCAGCCUCACACACCCGGCCUACCCCAGUUAGCAUCGAGCGGCAGUAAGCAGCAGUUACCUCUUUCCGCCAGUUCUGACAGUGCCAUGCAGCAUAAGCAGCAGCCAUUGGGAGGAACUUCUCCUGCUGUGUCUCACAGUGGCCUCUCUACGCCAAAUGCCAGCCAGCACCCUCGCACUCCAUUGUCUCAUAAGGGUUCUCUACCAGUGGAUGGCCAGGCUGCUACCCCUGCCUCCGUCAGCAGUGCGGACACAUCAUUUCAACAGGGUCUUUCAGACUCCGCAAACACCCUUGAGCCUAAGGUGGAGGUCAAGCAGAAACUAGAUGAGGAUGAUGAGGAUGAUGAUGAUGAUGAAGAUGAUGAUGAUGAAGGCAUGACAGGUGGAAAAACAGGCAAACGAGAAGACCUUCAAGCUGAGGAAAAGCCUGAGAUAAAGAAAGAAGAGCAGAGCGACGGUGUGCCAAUGGAGACUUCUUCAGCUGCAGCUGGGGGGGACAAAAAGCCAGACAUAAAGACUGAGCCUAAAGAAGAGGAGGACGGUUCAGGGUCUACAGCAUCACACAGUUCACCUUCUGGAGUCCCUAACAAAAAGAAAAUUUUUAAACCAGAGGAGCUGAGGCAGGCCCUGAUGCCCACACUGGAGUCUCUUUACCGCCAGGACCCAGAGUCUCUGCCCUUCCGCCAGCCUGUGGACCCUUCACUACUGGGAAUACCAGACUAUUUUGACAUUGUGAAGAAUCCCAUGGACUUGUCUACUAUCAAACGGAAGCUUGACACGGGCCAGUACCAAGAACCGUGGCAAUACGUGGAUGACAUCUGGCUCAUGUUCAACAACGCCUGGCUGUACAAUCGCAAGACGUCACGAGUCUACAAGUACUGCUCUAAGCUGGCGGAGGGAUUUGAGCAGGAGAUUGACCCGGUCAUGCAGAGCCUUGGCUACUGUUGUGGGAGAAAGUAUGAGUUUUCUCCCCAAACUCUGUGCUGCUAUGGGAAGCAGCUAUGCACUAUACCACGAGAUGCUGCUUACUUUAGUUAUCAGAACAGUUCACCAAAAUAUGGGCUUCUUGCUGGCAGGUAUCACUUCUGUGAGAAGUGUUUCAAUGAGAUCCAGGGUGAGAGUGUGUCCUUGGGAGAUGACCCAUCCCAACCUCAAACAUCGAUCAACAAGGAUCAGUUUGAAAGGAAGAAAAAUGACAUGCUCGACCCUGAGCUAUUUGUGGAAUGUAUGGAUUGUAGUCGUAAAAUGCAUCAGAUCUGUGUUUUGCACCAUGACACUAUAUGGCCAUCAGGCUUUGUGUGUGAUGGCUGUUUGAAGAAGUCCAACAAGACCCGUAAAGAGAACAAAUAUGCUGCUAAAAGGCUUCCACAGACCAAACUAGGCAACUAUUUGGAAAUGCGGCUUAAUGACUUUCUGAAGCGACAGAAUCACCCAGAAUCUGGUGAAGUCACUAUUCGUGUUGUUCACGUCUCAGACAAAGUGGUGGAAGUCAAACCAGGAAUGAAGUCUAGGUUUGUGGAUAGUGGAGAGAUGGCAGAGUCUUUCCCAUACAGAACGAAAGCUUUAUUUGCGUUUGAGGAGGUGGAUGGUGUUGAUGUUUGUUUUUUUGGGAUGCACGUGCAAGAGUAUGGCUCAGAUUGUCCACCCCCUAAUCAAAGACGGGUUUACAUAUCCUACCUGGACAGUGUCCACUUCUUUCAGCCACGUUAUCUGAGAACAAGUGUGUACUAUGAGAUUAUUUUAGGAUAUCUGGACUAUGCCAAAAAACAAGGGUUUACCAUUGGACACAUCUGGGCCUGCCCUCCUAGUGAAGGAGAUGAUUACAUCUUCCACUGUCACCCUCCAGACCAGAAGAUACCCAAGCCGAAGCGGCUGCAGGAGUGGUAUAAGAAAAUGCUGGAUAAAUCUGUAGCUGAGCGCAUCGUGCAUGACUACAAGGACAUCUUCAAACAAGCAACAGAAGAUCGCCUCACCAGCGCCAAAGAACUGCCCUAUUUUGAGGGUGAUUUCUGGCCCAAUGUGCUUGAAGAGAGUAUCAAAGAGCUAGAGCAAGAAGAGGAGGAAAGGAAGAGGGAGGAGAACAGCACAUCCAAUGAGAGUGUUGAUACAACAAAAGGUGACAGCAAAAAUGCCAAGAAAAAGAACAACAAGAAGACGAGUAAGAACAAGAGCAGCUUAAGCCGAGCCAACAAAAAGAAGCCAGGCAUGCCAAAUGUGUCCAAUGACCUUUCACAGAAACUCUAUGCCACAAUGGAAAAGCACAAAGAGGUGUUCUUUGUUAUCCGAUUGAUUGCGACACCCAAUUCCAAUUCUCUCCUGCCCAUUGUUGACCCAGAUCCUUUGAUGGCAUGUGAUUUGAUGGAUGGUCGUGAUGCCUUCUUAACACUUGCACGGGAUAAGCACCUGGAGUUUUCUUCAUUGCGGCGCUCCAAAUGGAGCACCAUGUGCAUGUUGGUGGAACUGCAUAACCAGAGCCAGGACCGCUUUGUCUAUACCUGCAAUGAGUGCAAGCACCAUGUUGAAACUCGUUUCCAUUGCACUGUUUGUGAGGACUAUGAUCUCUGCAUCACUUGCUACAAUACAAAAGGUCACAAGCACAAGAUGGAAAAACUGGGCUUGGGGUUGGAUGACGAAAGCGGCAACCAGGCUCCUUCUUCAAUGCAGAAUCCUGGAGAUUCAAGGCGUCUCAGUAUUCAGCGGUGCAUCCAGUCUCUGGUGCAUGCCUGCCAGUGCCGCAAUGCUAACUGCUCACUUCCAUCUUGUCAGAAAAUGAAACGUGUAAUUCAACAUACCAAAGGCUGCAAGCGUAAAACCAAUGGUGGUUGUCCUAUUUGCAAGCAGCUCAUCGCACUCUGUUGUUACCAUGCAAAACACUGCCAAGAGAAUAAGUGCCCUGUGCCAUUCUGCCUCAACAUCAAGCAGAAACUGCGGCAACAACAGCUCCAGCACAGGCUACAGCAGGCUCAGAUGGUGCGUAGAAGAAUGGCCAGCAUGCAAAGGACAGGCCAGCAGCUUCCAGGAGGCAAUGGUGGGCUGCCAUCUCCUGGGAGCAAUAGUACUACUGGCCCGAGCACACCAACACCAAGCACUCAGCCCCCUACCCCACAGACGCCCACUCAGCAGUGUCAGCCUCCAGUGACUCAACCUGGCAUUGGAGGUGUUCCAUCACAACAGCAACAACAGUUGGCAGGGAUGGCCCAUCAAUACCAGCAAAUGACUGGAAAUGGUGGGAUGAUCAACUCCCCGCAGAAGCCCCUGAUCCCACAACAGCAGCAACAGCCAACAUCAGUUCAACAUCUUCAGCAUGCCAACAACCUUCCUCCAUAUGUGCAAAGACCUCCAGGCUCCUCUCCACUUCCUCAGUCAUUGGGAAAGCCAGGCAUGGUGCCAGGAGGCUUCCCUCAACAGCAACAGUCAAACCUAGGGCAGCCUGUGAUGCACCAACAUCAGCAACCUGGCCCCCCACCUGCGGCUGUAGAAAUUGCCAUGAAGAUCCAACGAGUCGCAGAGACUCAACGGCAAAUGGCUCAGCAAAAGAUACUGCAAAGAAACCAGGGUCCUGGAAUGAUGCCUCCACACGGCCAUCAUCAGGGUCCCCAAACUCAAAGCCAGAUGGGCAUGAACCAUCCAGGAGCUGCAAUGGGUGGGCCUCAGGCAAUGCCACCCCAGACACAAGCAGCAGUUGCUCGAACUCACAUGGAUCAGCAGCAGGGAAUGAUUACAGUAGGCAUGCAGCAGCAGACAGGACCUCAGGCUCAGCUCCCUCAAGUCCAGUUACACCAAGGCCAGCAAGGAGCACCCCAACUUCAGGUGCCACCACAGCAGCAGUGGAAUGGUCCCGUUAUGCCCCAGCAGAGACCUGGGGUUAUGAACCAAAUGGGUCUGCAAGGAAUGGUUGCACCUCAACAACAGCAGCAGCAGCAGCAGACAGUUGGUCAGCAGCAGCAGCCAGGGCAUUCUGGUUUAAUGGGUAUGAUGGGCCAAGGAGGAGUGGCACCUGUAGGUACUGGCCUUGGAAAUCACCCUCAGGCUGCCAUACAGGACCUCCUAAGAACCUUAAGGUUACCUAGCUCUCCCCAUCAACAACAGCAAGUCCUGAAUAUACUACGUUCGAACCCUCAGCUCAUGGCAACCUUUAUCAGGCAGCGGGUUCCUAGAUACCUUGGUAGAGGUGGGCCUGGAGCAGGAGGUGCUGGUGUACCAGGAGGACCUGGUGGAGGUCCAGGAAUCAUUGAUGGCCAGCAAAUGAAUGUAAAUUCUGGGACAAAUCAAGGAGGUAUGCAUAUGGCACAAGGAACUACCAUACCAAUGAAUCAGCUUCAGCAACAACAGCAGCAACUUCAACAGCGGUCAAUAAUGGGUGGAAAUUUGCAACAACAGCAAAUAGCAGCACUGCAGCAACAACAGCAGCAGCAAGGUGUUAUACCCAAUCAGGGUACCAACAUGUCUAACAUCUCCCCCCAGUUCAGAGAAAUGAUGAGGCGGCAUUUGCAGCAACAGCAACAGCAACAAAUGGAAAACCAUGCUCAGUUCCAGCAUCCUCAACAACACCAGCAGCAGGGUUAUCUUGGGCAAUCUGGACUGCCCCCACAGCAGCCUGGCCAACCUCAGCCUGGUGGUCUCCAGCAGCAACAGGGAGUUCCCCAGCAAAACUACUCUGGGUCUAUGUCCCAUCAGCAGGUUGCAGCAGCUCUGCAACAAAAGUUGCAACACCAGCAACUUCAGAUGCAGCAGCAGCAGCAACAACAACAACAACAACAACAACAACAGCAGCAGCAGCAGCAGGGUGCUCUGGCAGGACUCCAGGGUGCUGAUGGAGGUCCUGGAGGUGGUGGUCCACUCCAGCAGCAACACAUGCAGUCGGCUCCAAUUGGUUCCCAAUCUCAAGUCAUGCUUCAGCAAGCUCUGCAGCAACGGCUCCUCCAGCAGCAACAGUCACAACUAGGAGGAAGAUCUCCUGUUCAACACAAUCCCAUGGGCCCUCAGCAGCCCCAGCAACAGAUGUCCCAGUCUCCCCAUUUGCAGGGCCAGCAGUUGUCCAAUUCCCUAAGCAACCAAGUCCGCUCACCCCAGCCUUCGCCUCGGCCUCAGUCCCAGCCACCAAACUCUAGUCCAUCUCCUCGCUUGCAGCCCCAGCCUUCACCCCAUCGCAUCUCACCGCAGACCCAGACGGGUUCCCCUCACCCAGGUCAUCUCCCUCAGCAUCAUGGAGGCAUGGUUGCACCCCCACCUCCACAGCAACAACUGCAGGCAUCCCAACAGCAGCAACAGGCUAAUGCGAUGGACCAGGGCACCAUGCUUUCACAGCUAGGUGGGAUGGGAGCCUUGCAUGGGCAAGGGACAAAUGACAUGCUGACAAAUAACCAAGAUAUGGGGUCGAAUAUGAAUCCCUCGUUAGAUUUGAUGUAAUGUUGCAGUGCUCAAAGAACUGUCCUGAUUGCCAGGGUUUGGCAGCAAUUCUAGGAUUUACAAAGGCUGUCAUCAAUAGUAUUAUUUAAUAUUUUUCUUUUGUAAUUGAAAAGAACUGAACUUCCUAUGGGAGAUACUACAUGUGCAAGUCAACAAAUUAAGUUAAAUGAAUGGUAAGUUAUUGCUGUUAAUAUAUAAAUAUAUAUAUAAAUAUAUUUUUUGCCAUUUGUGUUCAAAUGGUUUAGGGUUAAGGGAUGGAAAAUAUUUCCUCUUGGUAUAUGACCAGAAACAUUUUUGGGGUUAAGAAAGUCUGCCUUUUUUAUAGAUAUUUUUUAAGAUUUUAAAAGUGGCAUGAAAUUAAAAAGCAAAAUGCUUAAACAAAAUGGACUAUUUUGUUUUCUUUUUCCUUGACACAGUCAAGAAUGUCAUCAGUUUUGGAGCGUAUUAGAUUUAUUCUCACCAGUGUAAUGAUUAUGAAAAUGAUGGCUUUGGUAAUAACUUAUUUAUUACUCUGCUCUUUUUGUUGUCUAAUAGAUAUUUUUUUGUUUUGGACAGUGUAUGGCAUAUGAUAUUUGAGUAUAUUUUUGUCAUUGAUAGAACCUGAUUAUAAAAGGAAGAAUUUAUAUUCUUAAUCUGUUUUAUUUGUGCCUUUUUUUAUUUUAUUUUAUUUCUCUACAUUUUUUUUGAGGGAUGGAUGGGGCUUAAAUUAAGUUUUGAUAGUGUUUGGUAAAUGAGUAUGUGUUUUCUGAUGACUUGUUGCAUGGGAAAUAUUUGUCCUAUGCAUGUUGCAGUUUUCCCACCCUUAUACACCCGUCCCAUGAAUGUUUUCUCACUAUGCCCUUCUCAGUACUGGAACCUGGUGACACAACAGGUGUGAUUAGGACAGUGCAGGGAACUACUGAGACUAAAUGUUGAUGCAGAAUUUUGGGAUUUUGCAAAUAAUCACCUGGAACUACGUCUCUGAUUCCAAGUCCUUCUCUUUCUUCUCACAUCUCCCCAGCAAGGAAUCAUUCUGACUCUUCACAUUCUGACUCUAGUGUUCUGAACUUUGGGAUUUAAGUGAUCUUAAUGUAUAAACAAAAACUGAUAAUAAAUUACUGAAAAUGUAUAUAA
Messenger RNA from Carassius carassius (crucian carp), 9536 nucleotides. It is a transcript of the gene ep300a, whose product is annotated as E1A binding protein p300 a. NCBI's taxonomy places the organism in Eukaryota, Metazoa, Chordata, Actinopteri, Cypriniformes, Cyprinidae. Gene Ontology annotation, biological process: positive regulation of transcription by RNA polymerase II. Gene Ontology annotation, molecular function: zinc ion binding; transcription coactivator activity; histone acetyltransferase activity. The record is from RefSeq and is a predicted model, not a curated record. The transcript is spliced from 31 exons. The coding region runs from base 402 to 8423 and encodes 2673 amino acids. Gene Ontology annotation, cellular component: nucleus; histone acetyltransferase complex; transcription regulator complex.